CUUUUGAAGUCGGCUAGCUCAAAUCAAAUCAAAGUUUAGUUUUUACAAUUUAUUGUAUUUACACAUUUACAAUGGCCAAACUCAUCCUGAUAGCUAUAUUUUGCGUCUUGAGCGGAACACUCUCCGAAGCCUUCAACAGAGAGGAGGCAAUUAAGAAGUUCAUGACCAGAUUGGGGGAAUGCCGCCAGGAAGUUGGUGCUGCUCCCUCCGAUAUUGAGGAAUUGAUCAAAAAACUUCCUGCCGCGGGCAAAGAAGGCAAAUGCUUACGCGCUUGCAUGAUGAAGAAAUACGGGGUGAUGAACGAUGAUGGCAAAUUCAUUAAGGCGGUUGCCUUAGAACAUGCCGCGACAUACUCAGACGGCGAUGAGACAAAAAUGAAGACGGCCAAUGAAAUCAUAGACGCUUGUGGGGGUACCGCAGUACCGGAUGAUCCUUGUGAGGCAGCAGCAGUCUACAGCCAUUGUUUCAUAGAGCAAGCAAUAGCUCACGGCUUAGAAAAAUUUGAGUUUUAAAUAAUCGAAUCCCACAGUUAGAACCAAGUUCCAAGCAAAUUUAUCUUCUUUAACCGACCUGUACUAUUCUAAAUAUUUGAUUUAAUUUUUUGUGCGUUAAAGCAAUUGAAUAUACAUAUACAUAUAUAUGAACAUGAACCAAA
Messenger RNA from Anastrepha obliqua, 655 nucleotides. RefSeq names its product general odorant-binding protein 28a-like. Gene Ontology annotation, biological process: sensory perception of smell. The coding region runs from base 72 to 512 and encodes 146 amino acids. The transcript is spliced from 3 exons. The record is from RefSeq and is a predicted model, not a curated record. Gene Ontology annotation, molecular function: odorant binding. NCBI's taxonomy places the organism in Eukaryota, Metazoa, Arthropoda, Insecta, Diptera, Tephritidae.